UCCAGGUAGACGGUACGCGAGGGACGAUCACGAGGAAACCGGAGAAGAGGAACUGUGGAAAAGUAGGAAAAGAGAGGAAUCGCGCGGUUUCGGCUCGAUAACGUUGCCGCGUGUACUAGCGCUCGCUCGCACGCACGCACGCACGCACGCGGGGAUAAAAGAGUGGACGGGGGCCAGUCGGUUUUGAAAGGAGCCGCCGCGACGGGAGAGGAUCGUGCGCGUAAACGAUCGGAACGUUUUCAGCGAACGGUCUGUAAAUGACGAGACCGGCGAGUGGGGGACGCUACUGCCGGACGGAUACGUGGUAGAGCGGAGGCUUUGAUUUCGUGGAAAACGCGAUCGGUACCCGGUUGUCCAGGGAACGACCGAAGGAGGCAGAUGAGAUGUGAAACACGAGGACUACGCGGCGCGGAGCUGCCGGGACCGAAGCCGGAAAUCGUGAAGCCGAAGCUGCCGAAGGCGGCCGUUGGGACGGCGGCAGGUCAACCGUGCGCCUGGCGGGGGCCGCCUGAGAUGACGACCCUGCGACGGGGUAUCCUCGCACCCCGGUAUAACAUCUACGUCCUGGUUUCGCUGAUCGGACUCUUGAUUCAGAUCCAGACCGCGACUGGCGGUAUGUGCUGGUCUUCCAUCAGCAAUGGUCGUUGCAAGGAGUUACUGUCGCAAGGGGUGACAAAGGACAAUUGUUGUGCGUCAAACGCAGCGGCAGCGACUGCAUAUUCCGAGGAAGACCUUGAUAGUGGAAGUCUUUUUUUUUGGCGAGUGCUCGGAGGCGGAGUGCAGUGUCGUCCUUGCAGAGAGAGCUGCGCGGAAGUCAGGUGUGAAGCGGGGAAGAAGUGCAUGGUGCGCAAGGGACGUCCGAGGUGCGUCUGCAGCCCCGAGUGUAAAGCGCCGAGAGGCGGUGGUCCAGUUUGUGGUACAGACGGGAAGAGUUACAAAAAUCUGUGCAGGCUGAAAAAACGCGCUUGCAAGAAGGGCAGCCACGAGUUAGCGGUCGCCUAUAACGGCCACUGCCAAAGUUCGUGCGCACGGGUCCGAUGCGGCCAAGGCCGGAGCUGCCUGUUGGACCAGAACCUGAGCCCGCACUGCGUGAGGUGCGCCCGCAGGUGCCCACAGCCGCCCCCGCAACAGCGAGCCGCUGCACGCCCCGUUUGCGGGGCCGACGGAAACACCUACAAGAGUGCCUGCCACCUGCGACUCGCCGCCUGCCGCGCAGGUCGCGCCAUUCCCGUCGCCUAUAAGGGCCACUGCAAACAGAACGCAGACUGUACCACGAUUCGUUGCCGUGAGGGGCAGACGUGUCUGUCGGAAAUGAAGUCGGGCCGACCACGUUGCGUGACCUGCACCUAUCGUUGUCCCCGGAAGCGGGAGCGAGUCCGGAACCGGACACACCGUGAUCGAGAUCCAUCGGCGACCAUGUUGUGCGCCACCAACAAUAUCACCUAUCCCAGUUGGUGUCACAUCGUCAAGGACGCCUGCGUUACCGGCUUCGUCCUCGAGACGCGACACGCCGGCCCCUGCAACGCCUACGACACCUCUCCUCUUUACAUUGAAGAGGACAACACCUCGAGCAACUAUGGCGUCGAUCUGGCGGAUGAGGACGCGAGAUUCGAGGACGCUGAGUCCGAGUCCUUAUCGUACAACGGGCAGACGCAUCGUUCCAUGGCGUUAUCCGAAAUGUAUUUAAAAGUUUUUAUAAUUUUGUGCAUUUUUCACUUAAAUUAUGCUUCAGAGAUACCAGAAGAUUUUGUAAGGACCGGUCAUUCCAAUAAUUGGGCGGUUUUAGUCGAUACUUCACGUUUUUGGUUUAAUUACCGUCACGUUGCAAAUGUAUUAUCCAUUUAUCGCAGCGUUAAGCGUCUAGGAAUACCAGAUUCACAAAUUAUUCUAAUGAUAGCAGAUGAUAUGGCUUGUAAUCCAAGAAAUCCUAGACCAGCUACUGUGUUCAAUAAUAUCAAACAACAUAUUAAUGUCUAUGGAGACGAUGUUGAAGUAGACUACAGGGGCUAUGAAGUCACUGUAGAAAAUUUUGUUAGAUUGUUAACAGGAAGAUUAGCUCCAGAAACACCAAGGUCAAAGAAGUUAUUAACUGAUGAAGGUUCUAACAUUUUAAUUUAUCUUACUGGUCAUGGUGGAAAUGGGUUUUUAAAGUUUCAAGACUCAGAAGAAAUUACUAGCCAAGAACUUGGAGACGCAUUGGAACAAAUGUGGCAAAAGAGAAGAUAUCAUGAAAUCUUGUUAAUUGUUGAUACUUGUCAAGCAAGUUCGAUGUAUAAAAAGUUCUAUUCACCAAACAUUCUGGCUGUUGCUUCCAGUUUAGUGGGAGAAGAUUCACUUUCUCAUCACUUGGAUCCUGCCAUUGGAGUUUACAUUAUAGAUCGAUAUACAUUCUAUGCAUUAGACUUUUUAGAAAAUGUAGAACCAUCUAGCACCAAAACUUUGGGAGAGUUUCUCAAAGUAUGUCCUAAGCAUUAUUGCUUAUCAACUGUAGGAGUAAAAAGAGAUUUGUUUAGAAGGGAUCCCGACAAAGUACCAGUCACAGAUUUCUUUGGUUCAUUGAGGCCUGUAGAAUUAACUACGAGUAUUAUGAACGUUUUACCUGUUAAAAGGAACAAAACUAUUGAAGUGGAGAAAAAGUAUUCUUAUACUCCACAGUUUCCAGAUAUAUCACAAUUUACAUAUUCCGUGAUUAUCAUUCUUGCGCUGUGCGUCUUGUCAAUUGCGUUUACGCCGUACAGAAAAGACGACUUUUACGUGGACGUUCGCGAAGUUAAUUCGCCUUUGAAGCCACUGCCACCGCAGGAUCCAGCGAUUCAUUCGUUUCCAACGGUACCAACAAUUCCCCUAGUACCAACUUGUAUCAAAGAAGGAUACCUGCGGGAUCCAUUCAACUGCAGAAAAUUUUAUUAUUGCAAAAACGUUAACGCAAUGCCAGCGGGAUUUUACUGUCAGUCUGACCUUAUAUUUAACACGGUUACUAACGUCUGCGAUCAUCCUCAAUACGUGGAAUGUUGACCACCUUCUCGAUAACAAUUCUAUAGGACUAAUACUUCGGAUUGUAUAAAUGUAUUUAUUAAUUAUUGUAUGGCUGAGUGUAAAUAAUUUGUAUUCGUGUGCUUAGGUUGAUCUAAUAUUUAACUAAUAUUGAACUAAUAUUUAUUUUACGGUCCAAAAGCACGACAGUAUUCUUCGUUGCGCGAUUAUAAAUUUCGUUUGUCAACUAAAUUGCAAUUAAUUUUGAAAUGUGUGUAAAAAGUGAGAUUGAAGAUAAAAUAAUUUACCCGGAAUCUUAUUAUAUCAAGUAUUCCCCUCAACGGAAACAAAUAUUUAUUAAAAAUGCUUUAAAAUAAAGAAGAACUACGAAAGGAGACGCGUUUUCUUUAUUC
Nomia melanderi (Alkali bee) is the source of this 3386-nucleotide messenger RNA. NCBI's taxonomy places the organism in Eukaryota, Metazoa, Arthropoda, Insecta, Hymenoptera, Halictidae. The record is from RefSeq and is a predicted model, not a curated record.